AUUUAUUUUUUGUUUGGCAGAAGAAAUUAUCUAAAAAAAAAAAAAUUUGUGAAAAUGGAAGGCAGCAGCAGUGGAGCAGUCACAGUGGUGAGUUCAGAUGCUCCCUCCGCCUUCCACGUGGCACCCCGGCCGCCCUCGGAGAAGCCGACGGCCGUCGCUGCGGCGGCGCCGGCGGCCGGAAAGAAGAAGAGGGGGCGGCCGAGGAAGUACGAUCAGGACGGCUCACUGGCGAUGGCCUUGUCCUUGUCGCCGAGGGUGAUUUCCUCCUCCUCCGCCGCCGCGACGCCGCCGGUAAUCGACUUCUCCGCCGCCGCGGCGAAGCGCGGCAAAGUCCGGCCGGUCGCCGCCGUGGCGAAGAUUCAAGUGCUGAAAACGGAAACGGCGACGGCUGAGAGCUCCGGUGAAUGGGGUUCGUGCUCGGUAGGCGCUAAUUUUACGCCGCAUAUUAUCACCGUGAAUUCUGGAGAGGACGUCACGAUGAAGGUCAUAUCUUUCUCGCAACAAGGUCCCCGUGCGAUAUGCAUUCUCUCGGCUAAUGGUGUUGUUUCGAGCGUUACGCUUCGCCAACCCGACUCUUCGGGAGGCACACUGACAUACGAGGGUCGGUUCGAGAUCCUCUCGUUGUCGGGAUCGUUCAUGCCGUCCGAGACGGGAGGAAUGAGGAAUCGAUCGGGGGGUAUGAGCGUCUCUUUAGCUAGCCCCGACGGGCGUGUAGUAGGGGGCGGAGUCGCCGGUUCGUUAGUAGCCUCAAGUCCAGUUCAGAUUGUGGUGGGGAGUUUUCUGGCAUCGGGGACCCAGAUCGAUCCUAUCAAACCAAAGAAGCCGAAGCCCGAGCUCCCGCCGACGAGCAUAAUCCCGAUUGGCGGUGGUGCCGUCGUUCCCGUCUCGAGUGUGGGUCCUGCGGCCCCUUUGUUCCGCGGAGAUAGCUGGUCGUCGAUGCCGACUCCCGAUCCUAGCGGUAAGCCCGUUGGCGUUAAUGUAGGCGAUGCUUGAUGAUGUCCGUAUCGAAGAAUCGGGACAUCAUCGUACAAAGACAUGACUUAAAGGAUGAAGAUUGCGAUCUCUCCCCGACCGCAUCUUCCGAUCGAUCGGGUGAUGAAUCCGGCGGUCCGCCGGCUCCGGCCACCGGUGGCCGGAAUCCGGCCGGAGUUUUUGUGGGUUCUAUGGUUGGAGAGAGAUUUUAGACUCUUCAUGGUUUACUUCUUUUUCAAAUUUUCAAAAUUUGCAUAUACUUUGGUUUCUCUAUUUUAAUUUUAAAAAAAAUUAGGAUUGAUGGUUGUUGGAGCUGCUCUUGAAUUUAUAUUUGUACAAGGA
Messenger RNA from Andrographis paniculata, 1314 nucleotides. Its product is annotated as AT-hook motif nuclear-localized protein 1-like. NCBI's taxonomy places the organism in Eukaryota, Viridiplantae, Streptophyta, Magnoliopsida, Lamiales, Acanthaceae. The transcript has 5 exons. Gene Ontology annotation, molecular function: minor groove of adenine-thymine-rich DNA binding. The coding region runs from base 55 to 993 and encodes 312 amino acids. The record is from RefSeq and is a predicted model, not a curated record.